Molecule: messenger RNA, 824 nt
Organism: Exophiala aquamarina CBS 119918
Lineage: Eukaryota; Fungi; Ascomycota; Eurotiomycetes; Chaetothyriales; Herpotrichiellaceae
Exons: 2
Coding region: 188-748 (186 amino acids)
Source: RefSeq, a predicted model, not a curated record
AUGGCACGACAAGACAAUGUGACCGCUGAGAAGACCAGAAGACAGUCACUGAAGCUGCCACACAAAGAUCAUUUAUCCGCUUCCUUCCCCAGUACCCGGCUGACCAAGAAAGGGAAAUGCGCCCAAAACAUCAAGAACGGACAAAAGCAAUUCCCUCUUCGACGAAGCACUCGUCUGAACCGCUUGAAUGAGGUUACUGAGCAUCAAGCAGAAGCCAGCCGGCAGCCUCUACCUUCUCCAGUCAGCGACAUUAAAUGUCCUAAUAGAGCGCAACCACCUCUUACCCUACUCCCAUCGAAGCCUCCGAAGCGGAAACGAGAAACUGCCCUCUCUGAAACGACCGCGAACAUCUCGUCCUAGAUCCUCCCUUCCGGACGUUAAUUCUAUUACAUAUUGGACGCGGACACUUAGCUGGCCGGAAGGAUACUCCAACGAAAGUGGCGAAAUGAGUCAUCUAUUGGCGAGAAAGAAAUCCAGCGCCUCGCUUCAUCGAAAGCGAUCGGAUAGCGAUUCUGGCGCACCAAGCUCAACCACACCGAGUGAUCAGAAGCCUGGAGAAGAGAAGAGUGCGUCUUAUCAAGAUGUGCGUUAUAAGACCGUGCUUGCUACAAAUGAUAGCUUCAUGGGCAAAUAUAGGCAUGGGGCUACGAGCGACAGCAAGCGAUUGUGCCAACAGCUCCUUAACGCGCAACAAUCAACACCACAAGAUGCAAUGUUUUCCGACGACCACUUCGAAGAUAACCUGUGAAGCAAUAAGAAACAAGAAUGAGGCUAGGGUGGUCCGAGAUAUCUCACUUUUGAUUGUCAUUUCGGAGCCAGGGCUA